Molecule: messenger RNA, 569 nt
Organism: Epinephelus lanceolatus (giant grouper)
Lineage: Eukaryota; Metazoa; Chordata; Actinopteri; Perciformes; Serranidae
Product: hemoglobin subunit alpha-2-like
Biological process (GO): hydrogen peroxide catabolic process; oxygen transport
Cellular component (GO): blood microparticle; haptoglobin-hemoglobin complex; hemoglobin complex
Molecular function (GO): organic acid binding; haptoglobin binding; oxygen binding
Source: RefSeq, a predicted model, not a curated record
UUCUUAUAUAAAAACCUCAAGGCUGACCAAAUAAUCUACAGACAAGAUGAGUCUCAGUGCAAAGGACAAGGACGUGGUCAGAGCCUUCUGGGCUACAGUGAGUGGCAGCUCGGAAAGCAUCGGCGCCGAAGCUGUAUGCAGGAUGCUGACGGUGUACCCGCAGACCAAGACUUACUUUUCUCACUGGAAGGACCUGAGCCCGACCUCUGCCUCUGCCAGGAAUCACGGAAUUAUUGUGAUGAAUGGGAUUGGAGAUGCUGUGACCAAAAUCGACAACCUGGUUGGGGGUUUUCUGACCCUCAGUGAGCUGCAUGCCUUCACUCUGCGAGUGGACCCUGCCAACUUCAAGCUCCUCGCCCACUGCAUCCUUGUGGCCAUGGCCUUGGCGUACCCCGACGAAUUCACCCCUGAGGUCCAUGUGUCCAUGGACAAGUUCCUGGCUGCCGUGGCCCGUGCCCUGUCUGAGAAAUACCGAUAAACGGCAUGCAGAAGCAGAGGGCUUGCACUGCAGCACUGGUUUAGAUGCUUUUAUCAGUCUGAAUGUGAAUAAAAGAUAAAAUGCAAUCAAA